AUAUCUUUACAUUUUGAAUACAUUUUUUUUUUUUUUUUGUUUCUAGAUGUUGUAUUUGUCAAACAACAGUUUAAUCGAAAUUCCUGACGAAGUUUUCAGUUGUUUAAUGUACUUGGAGUGGUUAGAUGUCAGAAAUAAUCAACUCUCUUCUCUCCCAGCUAGUAUCAAAGGGCACAUGUGCUUAGAAACGAUUCUACUUCAAGGAAACAGAGUGGAACAUCUACCGUUGGAACUUUGCACCUUGCCCAAUUUGAAGACCCUUCAAGUGACACAGAACCCGCUUGUCACACCGCCGAAAGAUAUCGUGGCCUCUGGUUGCGUGGCUAUUUUGAAAUUUUUACGAAUAGAAUGGAAUAAUGUGCAUCCCGGAGAACGGGUAGAAGCCAAGGAAAACGAAAUCGGACCAAAGUUGUCAACGAUUCUAUGUUAUCAAUCUCCACGAAAGAAUAAGAAGAAAAUUAUACCAUUGAAAAACACUAUUUCUAACAGGAACGUAUCUACAAGAGAAAAACGUAAAUCGUAUAAGCCCAGUAACAGGUAUUAUCAUGAAAAACCAAUAUUUCUGGAUAAUAACAAUUCUUUACAAAAAAUAUCUAAAUCUUUCUAUGAUUUCUAUUUACAAAAAGUAAACAAUUCCAAGAUCGAUAAAAAAUUAGAAUAUAAAUGUGUUUUGGAAAGUAUAAAUAGUUUUAACAAUAAGGAAAUCGACGAUGAAAUCGAUAAAAUGAAUAAUAAAGUCUUACAUUUGAUGGGCCCAUCUCCGAGAUCUCUUUAUGUCCGAAAGAAUAUAAAAAUUUUGAGAACUUACUCCAAUUCAAUGGAAAAAGAAUGUAGAAGUAUUAAUAAAAUUAAAACAGCUAUAUCGGAAAAUAAUACAUUAUUAGGAAACAGUAAGAGAUAUAAAGAUUCUACAGAAAAUUUUGAACGUAUUUUUCAUAUUGUUACAAACGAUGGAAAUAAAUUUAAAUUAAAUCCAAUGAGAUUAAACGAUCCAAACUGGAUGCUGUCAUGUUUAGAAAAUUAUGUAGGAAUAAAUAAAUAGUUGAAUUAUUUACAUAGUACAGAAACGAGUAGUUAAAGUAUUUAUGCACGUAAAUAAAUUAAGAAUAAAAAUUUCUUCUACUUAAAAACAGAAGCUUUUAGAUUAUAAAAUGUAUAAAAAAUUAAAUACUAAAAUUGAAUAUAUAUAUUUCAUUUCAAAAUAUGUUUAAAAUUAAUUAAUACCCUGUUAUCCUUUAAUAAGAAUUUUCAAUAAACUGAUGAUUUCUGCAGCUAUAUAUGUAUGCACAUAUAUAUGUUAUAUUGAAACGA
This is a messenger RNA of Bombus pascuorum, 1311 nucleotides long. Its product is annotated as leucine-rich repeat-containing protein 40-like. The transcript is spliced from 3 exons. The record is from RefSeq and is a predicted model, not a curated record. Gene Ontology annotation, molecular function: protein binding. The coding region runs from base 47 to 1042 and encodes 331 amino acids. NCBI's taxonomy places the organism in Eukaryota, Metazoa, Arthropoda, Insecta, Hymenoptera, Apidae.